Fusarium falciforme is the source of this 1770-nucleotide messenger RNA. RefSeq names its product Pyruvate decarboxylase. Gene Ontology annotation, molecular function: thiamine pyrophosphate binding; carboxy-lyase activity; magnesium ion binding. NCBI's taxonomy places the organism in Eukaryota, Fungi, Ascomycota, Sordariomycetes, Hypocreales, Nectriaceae. The record is from RefSeq and is a predicted model, not a curated record. The transcript is spliced from 9 exons. Bases 1 to 1770 code for a protein of 589 amino acids.
AUGCCUGCAGCUACAGAGCCCCAGAUCCCCCUCGUUCAGUACCUAUGGACACGAAUUCGGCAAUUGGGCGUGGGGAGUGUCAUGGGUGUUCCAGGUGACAUGAACCUAGAGCUACUCGAUUACAUCGACCAAGUUGAUGGCCUGUCCUGGGUGGGAAAUGCCAAUGAGUUAAACGCUGCAUAUGCCGCUGAUGGCUAUGCAAGAGUUAAAGGUUGCCCCGGCGUUGUCGUGACGACAAUGGGAGUCGGAGAGCUUAGUGCCCUCAAUGGUGUUGCCGGUGCAUAUACCGAGCAGGUCAAGCUUAUUCAUAUCGUCGGCACGACUGCAACCCAUGUCCAGGCCAAGCGCCUCAUGAUCCACCACAGCCUUGGACCAAACCCAGACCACAAGGUCUUUGAGAAGAUCUCAGCUCAUGUACGAUAUGCUCAUGCAUGGCUAGAAGAUGGGGCAACAGCGGGUGCCGAGAUCGAUAGAGUCAUUAGAGAGUGCCUGCUGCGUUCACUCCCGGUCUACCUGUUUGUUCCUAUGGACUUUGUUCAUGUACCCAUCGAUGCCUCACCCCUUCGAUCCCACAUUGAGCUCAAUCCUCCCGUUGACAUCGCCAACGAAACAGAGGCGCUAUCCGUCUUCCUCAAAGCCUUGCAGAUAGCAAAGAACCCCAUCUUGUUGGUCGAUUGCCUCACAGAUCGUCAUGGAUCUGUACAAGAAGCUAGAAAACUAGCCGACCUGCUCGACUUUCCUAUUUUCUCGACGUCCAUGGGAAAGACCAUCAUUGACGAGACUCAUCCGAGAUAUUGUGGAGUAUACAAUGGUGAAGUCUCUUACCCCGGUGUCAAAGCCGCUGUGGAGAGAAGUGACUGCAUUUUGAACCUCGGACCUCUUCUCGCCGAUAGCAACACUGGGGGACACACAAGAGAGAUUCGGCCUGAACAGGUGAUUCUUGUGGAGCCUGAUAGUUGUACAGUCUUUGGCACAACAUACAACCAAGUGUACAUGAAGCCAUUUCUGAAAAAGUUAUUGAAAGCGUUGGAAACUGUCAAGCUCCCAUCUCCAACACCGCCGGUGCUCCCGAGUCAACCAAUACCAGAAGACGCCGAUUCCAAAAACAUUGUUCAGUCAUGGAUUUGGAAGCGACUGGGGGAGCUUACUCGACCUGGAGACAUUCUGAUCGCAGAGUCAGGCACAGCCCAGUUCGGAUUCCCCGAUGCCACGUUUCCUGCUGGUGUCAAGUAUGUGACACAGGUAUAUUACGGCAGCAUUGGGUAUUCGGUUGGGUCCUGUCUGGGUGUUGCGAUUGCUCAGAGAGAGUUACAAGCUGAGACCGGCGUGAAUGAUGGACGAACCAUUCUUGUCGUUGGAGACGGUAGCUUACAGUUGACUGUGCAAGAGGUUGGCACAAUGAUUCGCCUGGGGCUGAACCCUCUACUCAUCGUCAUCAAUAACAAGGGCUACACGAUCGAACGUGUCAUUCACGGCCCCCAGGCUGGUUACAACGACAUCGCAUCUUGGCGCCACCAAUCUCUGCUGACUUUCUUUGGUGCCGCCAACGCUGAGGAGUCGAGCAGAGAGGUCCGCACAAAGGAUGAGUUAGACAAGGUAUUCUCACUGCCAGAGUAUCAAUCUCCCAAGAACAUUCAACUCCUUGAGGUGCAUAUGGAUGUUAUGGAUAUUCCAUGGCGGCUACGGAACCAAAUUACCAUUGUCAACGCGCGAGCAAAGGCGAGAAAGGCUAGUCUGGAGGCAAGCACCAAUGGUGUUAAUGGAGCAUAG